Messenger RNA from Rotaria sp. Silwood2, 540 nucleotides. NCBI's taxonomy places the organism in Eukaryota, Metazoa, Rotifera, Eurotatoria, Philodinida, Philodinidae. The record is from the annotation of a GenBank genome assembly.
AUGAAAUUACUCGUAUUAGAUAGUGGAGCCUGUUUUUCUGAAGCAUUGGCCAAUCUCUAUGAGAUUGAUGACGGCAAAUUAGAUCCAAAUCAGCUCGUUGAACAUCUUCCAGCAACAUUGAAAAUUGGAAGAUCUGAUGCAUCAUUGCUUCUAUCACACUUGGAAUCGAUCGAAAUUCGUCUCGUCCAACAAACGUCACGUGGCCUCUUCAAGUAUGUCGAUCAGCCGAGCAUUGAAAAAGCGCUGAAUCGAAUUGGAACAUCGAUCGUUGACGUGGCUUUCAAUGAGCCCAAACGACGACCAGAACCAUUGUUGAUUGCUGAAGCUUGUCUAAACAUCUUAUCAUAUUUAUUUUACGAUGCUCCGAAGUCAUUACGAAUUCCAAAACCAUCGCAAUCACAAAAAUGUCUAUUACUUGGCUACGGUGCUAUUGGACAAGCAAUCGGUCAUGCUUUAAUGCAUGGCGGUGACUUGGACAUCUUUUCUAAAGGUUCGAUCAAAGUAUGGGAUCAAGAUGCUUCUAGACGUCAAUUAGCAUAG